AUUACAUAUUCCAUUCUUGUUUACUGCAUCGAUCGUCUAGCUCGAGACACCGUGUGUGCAAAUGGCGUCGCUCGCUGUGCUCCUCCUGAUCCUUUCUGCAGCUCGGGCCUCCAAUGCUGCCGCCGUCCGCGUCGGGCUGACGCGCAUCCACUCCAACCCCGAUGUCUCCGCCACAGAGUUCGUGCGUGACGCCCUGCGCCGGGACAUGCACAGGCACGCCCGGUUCGCCCGGGAGCUCGCGUCUUCGGGCGGCCGCACCGUCGCCGCGUCAACCCGGAAGGACCUGCCGAACGGCGGGGACUACAUCAUGACGCUGUCCAUCGGCACGCCGCCACUGUCCUACCCGGCCAUCGCCGACACGGGCAGCGACCUCAUCUGGACGCAGUGCGCGCCCUGCGGCAGCCAGUGCUUCAAGCAGGCCGGGCAGCUGUACAACCCAUCCAGCUCCACCACCUUCGGCGUGCUCCCCUGCAACAGCUCCGUGAGCAUGUGCGCCGCGCUGGCUGGGCCGAGCCCGCCGCCUGGGUGCUCCUGCAUGUACAACCAGACGUACGGCACAGGGUGGACGGCGGGCAUCCAGAGCGUGGAGACGUUCACGUUCGGCUCCACGCCCGCGGACCAGACCCGCGUCCCCGGCAUCGCCUUCGGCUGCAGCAACGCCAGCAGCGACGACUGGAACGGCUCAGCCGGCCUCGUCGGGCUGGGCAGGGGAAGCAUGUCGCUCGUCUCGCAGCUCGGCGCCGGCAUGUUCUCGUACUGCCUCACGCGAUUCCAGGACUCCAACAGCACGAGCACGCUCCUCCUGGGGCCGUCGGCAGCGCUCAACGGCACCGGGGUUCGUACGACGCCGUUCGUGGCCAGCCCAUCGAAGGCGCCCAUGAGCACGUACUACUACCUGAACCUGACGGGCAUAUCGGUCGGCACGACGGCGCUGUCCAUCCCUCCCAACGCGUUCGCCCUGAGGACCGACGGCACCGGCGGGCUCAUCGUCGACUCCGGCACGACGAUCACGUCGCUCAUCGACGCGGCGUACCAGCAAGUCCGUGCCGCGAUUGAGUCCCUAGUGACGCUGCCGGUGGCCGACGGGUCGGACUCCACGGGGCUGGACCUGUGCUUCGCGCUGACGUCCGAGACGUCGACGCCGCCGACCAUGCCGAGCAUGACGCUCCACUUCGACGGCGCGGACAUGGUGCUGCCGGUGGAGAACUACAUGAUCUUGGGCUCCAGGGUGUGGUGCCUGGCAAUGCGGAACCAGACUGUUGGCGCAAUGAGCACGCUCGGCAACUACCAGCAGCAGAACGUUCACCUACUCUACGACAUCCACAAGGAGACGCUGUCGUUCGCUCCGGCCAAAUGCAGCACGCUCUGAAGACAAAUGUUCUAAUAUAUGUGUACAUGCAUGUCUGGCUUCCUAGGUGUUUUUCACAGUUUUGUAUAGUUUCGAUUCUUUAUUCUUUUUUUUUCCGUUGAGUUCAGAUUGUAAAUUGUAUGCUUAACAUUUAUUUGCGGGGAGGCUGCCUAGUGCCCGCCCG
This is a messenger RNA of Triticum dicoccoides, 1532 nucleotides long. RefSeq names its product aspartic proteinase nepenthesin-1-like. Gene Ontology annotation, molecular function: aspartic-type endopeptidase activity. Lineage: Eukaryota; Viridiplantae; Streptophyta; Magnoliopsida; Poales; Poaceae. Gene Ontology annotation, biological process: proteolysis. Bases 62 to 1369 code for a protein of 435 amino acids. The record is from RefSeq and is a predicted model, not a curated record. The transcript has a single exon. Gene Ontology annotation, cellular component: extracellular region.